Messenger RNA from Cordyceps militaris CM01, 2484 nucleotides. RefSeq names its product Fungal specific transcription factor. The record is from RefSeq and is a predicted model, not a curated record. The coding region runs from base 1 to 2484 and encodes 827 amino acids. The transcript has 3 exons. Lineage: Eukaryota; Fungi; Ascomycota; Sordariomycetes; Hypocreales; Cordycipitaceae. Gene Ontology annotation, molecular function: zinc ion binding; DNA-binding transcription factor activity, RNA polymerase II-specific; DNA binding. Gene Ontology annotation, biological process: DNA-templated transcription; regulation of DNA-templated transcription.
AUGACGGCGCCCGUGUCUGGAGAGAAGAGCCCGGAAGCAGAGGGCCCCACACCGCCCGCGAUCGUCUCGCCCGAGACAAACGCGAAAAGUGACCGAGCUGAUGGCGGCCGCCCAUCCAAGCCGCGCAGCUGCGUCACCUGUCGCUCGCGCAAAGUUCGCUGCGAUAAGAAGACGCCCUGCUCCAACUGUCGCCGGGCCCAGAUCCCGUGUGUCCUUCCGUCCGAUGACAAGCCGCCGCGAUGGGCGAGGCGCCUGGAUCGUCUUGCCCACCCAGGGCCUGCCACGACGACUGCACCCGGCGCGGGGUCAAGCCAGGUCAUGAGCCGCCUCCAAAAUCUGGAAAAUUUGGUCAGAAAUCUUGGCGCGGAGCUUCAUCAAGCGCGAGCGUCGCAGGACAAUAGCGCCCGUGGUUCAGCAUCGCCGCCGUCAUGGCAGGCACAACAGCAGCCACAGCAGGCGGGCGCUUCACCAGCCUCAGCCGGCUCCGAUUCGCAAUCACAUAGAAAACCAGGGCGAUUGCUCCCGGGAAACGCUGGUCAGCGCCAGUACGUCACUGGCGGUUUCUGGUCGCAAAUCAGUGACGAGCUUGACUCGCUCAAGAUCGAGACGGAGGGACUAGCAGAUGGCGAUGAUGAUACUUCCGACGGUGACGAACUUGCUUCUACCGCGACGAAUCCAUCUACUUUUGAGCUGGACCGCACUCCUGCACAGCGCCACGCCUUUGUGUUUGGGAGCAACCUGCGUCCCCAAGGCAGUGUUCGGGACUGCCACCCGCUUCCGUCCCAAGUUCCUUUUCUCAUUGAUACCUUUGCCACGAAUGUGAAUAUGAUUGCACAGGUUGCUCAUAUCCCCACUGUGAGGAACCUGAUUCGACACGUACCUGGCGGGGACCUGGCAGCUUUGAGCCCUGCCGACUCAGCGCUCAUGUUCGCCAUUUACUACGCCGCCGUCACCUCCAUGGAAGAGACCGAGGUGAGCCUGAAUUUUGGGACAACAAAAGCAAACUUGAAUUUAAAGUUCCGCGUCGGCUUCGAGCAAGCCAUGGCCAGCGCCGAUUUUCUCAACAAUCCGACCUUGGUGCUAGUCCAGGCCAUGGUCAUAUUCUUGUUUCUUGCUCGCCGUCACGAUAGCCCAAGGUUUAUCUGGAUGAUGACGGGAAUCGCAAUUCGGAUGGCACAGGCUAUUGGUCUUCAUCGCGACGGCAGUCACUUUUCGAACUUGUCACCCUACGAGGUGGAGAUUCGCCGACGAGUCUGGUGGGCGCUUUGCAUAAUUGAUGCGCGCGCGUCGGGUGACCAGGGAACAGAUCUCACCAUUUUGCAAGAUGGCUUCGACACUCGCAUGCCUCUCAACAUUAACGACAAUGACAUUAGUGUUGACACAAAAACGAUGCCAGAAGCAAGAGACGGCAUAACGGACAUGACCAUCACCCAAGUUUCCUGCGGCCUGGUGCAGGUGGAGAGGAAAAUGAUUGCUAAACAAAAACAAGGCCCUGCAUCACCCGAUACUUCGAGCGCAGUAUUUGACGAAUUAUUUGCGAAACUGGACCAUAGCUACUUGCGUUACUCCAACCCAGAAAAUGACAUUACAUACUGGGUGGGUGUCAUCAUCGCGCGACUCGUCGCUGCCAAGAUGACGCUGGUUUUGUAUUUGCCGACAAUCAUAUCAGCACCGCAAGAGCUUGCAUCCAAUCAACAACGGGACAAGCUACUAGUCGCCGCCAUUGAAGUGGCCGAAUACAACCACGUCUUGAAUGCCGAAGAAAAAUGCAAACAUUGGCGUUGGGUGUUCCAGACUUACACCCACACCUACGCCAUUGUCUACAUGCUGCUAUCUGCUACACAGAGAGAGUGGUCUCCGCUUAUGGAGCGUGCCUGGCUCGCAUUACACAGUCAGUGGCUGAUACCUGAUCAGUACAGGGCGGAGAAAAGCGUAAGCAUUUGGGUACCAAUCAGGAAACUUACCGUCAAGGCACGACGCCACCGUGACGCCGAGGUCAGACGGCUACGGCACGACCCAGCUGCCGUGAAACGACUGGAGCAAGAGUACCGGCAGGUAACGCAGCCAGCCAGCCCUGGGCCAUUUCCUGGCCAGGAUGCCAUUGAAUGUAUUCGUUCGCGCUGGCUGGGUAUACUGUCCGUACCCCCGGCCUCAGUCAGCGCCAACGAGUCACCCCCUGCUACUGAUGGCAAUUAUAACCCACCUGAAUCCAGAGGUACAGCAAUUCCUGUGUACCAAGACACGUAUGCUGCCUCCCUUGUGAGUCAAGGGCUCACGGGCAACACAAGCGAACCGCCACGCACCACGGGAGCACCAGCUCCCUCUAUGGAUUCUAUGGAAAUGGGAUUUGAGCCUUGGAUAUGGGCCGAUAAUGACCCCGUAUCUGGUGUUUUUACCGAUAUCGGUGUGAAUGAGAUGGAUGUACUUGAUAUGGAUUUGGACGUGGACUGGUCCAACCUGCUGGCGACGGCGGAGCUGGACUAG